UCCUUCGACCCCACCCUUUUGAUUUCUCUCAAGUCUCAACUUGAACAAAACUUCAUGCGACUUCAACAUUGAGAAAUUCAGAGAGAAUGCGUGGAAGAUGUGCAUUACAGACACUGUAACACAUAGCAGUCUUUCAGGAUAUCAUAACCUUUUCUUCUUUCAUUGAUGUGACUUGAACCCACAAUGAGCGCCAACGACAUCUAUGAGAUGGACUCCAUGACGGAGACAGAAGAGAUGGAGGGUGAAAUUGAAUUGGGCAUGAUAGAGGAGGAAGUAGUUUAUCCUGAGGAGUUUCUACCAACAUAUCACAGUAUUUCAGAAGGAACAGUAGUCGCCAAAGCACAACUGGCAGAGUUUAACAACAAACCCGACUCCUUAUUCUUCAACGAUGGCGUCAGGAGGAUCGACUUCAUCCUGGUCUAUGAAGACGAGGAUGAGAAGGAUUUUGAGAAGAGGCAUGUGUUCCAGAGGCACAAGCGACGACGAGAGUACUUUGAAGCCAGCCUGAUGAAGAUGGGAAUGGAACUGGAGGCAACACAAUCAGUCAUAGACCAAAAACUGAUGUUCUUAAAAGUCCACAUGCCGUGGGACGUGCUAUGCACCUACGCCGAGGUCCUGCACAUCAAGCUUCCCAUCCAGCCCAACGACCUCUCCUCCCGGCCCUCCCCGUGGCGCUACUUCUCCUUCAUCCUCAAACACUUCUACCCCAAUGAGAACCUGAUCAGCAAGGAGACCGAGUUCUUCACGGCCCCCUUCGAGAAAGACCGUGUGGAGUAUUUCCAUGUGAAGGACAAAGACUUGUUCUUCACUCCAUCCAUGAGGAGCAGGAUGGCGUAUUACAUCCUGAGUCGAGCACCUUACGAAAUACGAGGCAGCAUAAAGAAGUUUGGCAUCACCAAGUUGCUGGACGGUGGAGUUUACAAAGCUGCCUAUCCUCUCCAUGAUUGCAGGUUCAACGUCCAAUCAAAAGAGGAGGGCUGCCCCAACGAGAGAUAUCUGCUCUAUGAAGAAUGGGCCCAUCCCAAAAGCUUUUACAAGAUGCAACCAUUGGACCUCAUCAGGAAGUAUUACGGGGAGAAGAUUGGGAUUUACUUUGCCUGGUUGGGUUUCUACACAUUCAUGCUGGCUCUAGCGGCUGUGGUGGGUCUGGGUUGUUUUAUCUAUGGAUACAAGACUCAAGAAACCAGCACAUGGAGCAAAGAGGUGUGCGACCCUGAAAUUGGAGGAAAAAUUGUGAUGUGUCCGCAAUGUGACGGGGCAUGCAAAUACUGGAGAUUGAACAGCACAUGUGAAGCUUCCAAAAAACUUUGUAUAUUUGAUAACUUUGGAACGCUGGUAUUUGCAGUUUUCAUGUCAAUCUGGGUAACUUUGUUCCUGGAGUUUUGGAAGCGCUACCAGGCCGAGCUGGAGUACGAGUGGGACACUGUGGAGUUCCUGGAGCAGGAGGAGCCAUCUCGACCGGAGUAUGAAGCCAAGUCUAUCUAUGAGAGGAACAAUCCUGUCACAGGGGUCAAAGAAAAAGUGCCUUACACAGCCUGUGGACGAUGCUUUCGGUUGUCACUAGGAAUCGGGACCGUCUUAUUCUGGAUUCUGUUGAUCCUGGCGUCCAUAGUGGCCAUCAUUGUCUACCGCCUGGCUGCUUUUUUUACGUUCUCCUCCGAACUCCGACAUCAGGAGCUGGAGCCCCUGAAGGAGUAUGUGACGCCUCAGAUGGCCACUGCCGUCACAGCCUCCCUCAUCAGCUUCGUCGUUAUUAUGAUUCUCAAUAUUCUCUAUGAGCGGGUAGCCAUCUGGAUCACAGACUUUGAGCUGCCCCGCACCAAGACAGACUACGAAAACAGCUUGACUCUGAAGAUGUUCCUCUUUCAGUUCGUCAACUAUUACUCCUCCUGUUUCUACAUCGCCUUUGCCAAAGGGAAAGUGGUCGGCUAUCCUGGAGCGCCUGUUUAUCUCCUGGGAAAAUACCGGAACGAGGAGUGUGAUCCUGGUGGUUGCCUGAUUGAGUUGACAACACAGCUCUCCAUCAUCAUGGGAGGGAAAGCCAUCUGGAACAACAUCCAAGAGGUCUUGCUACCGUGGUUGAAGAAUUUGAUUUCCCGAUACUGCACCCGUGUUGACCCGGAGAAGGUGAUUCCUCUCUGGGAGGAAGACUACCGGCUCCAGCCCUUUUCAAAACUGGGACUCUUCUAUGAAUAUCUGGAGAUGGUGAUCCAGUUUGGCUUUGUGACCUUGUUCGUGGCCUCCUUCCCUCUCGCUCCGAUCCUCGCUCUGGUCAACAACUUGUUUGAGAUUCGGGUUGAUGCUUGGAAGAUCACCACUCAGUUUCGUCGCAUUAUGCCCGAGAAAGCCCAGGACAUCGGGGCAUGGCAGCCCAUUCUUCAAGGUGUUGCUAUACUUGCUGUUGCAACAAAUGCCAUGAUCAUUGCUUUUACAUCAGACAUGAUUCCUCGUUUAGUCUACUACUGGUCUUUCUCUGUGUAUCCAUACCGAGAUUACCGAAAUUACACCAUGGAGGGCUACAUCAACACAUCGCUGUCUACAUUCAACAUCAAAGAUUUCUCCAACUACAGCAGGCCCUUGAUCCCACAUGACAAUAUCACAACAUGCAGGUAUAGAGAUUUCCGGUACCCACCAGGGAAUCCCAGAGAGUAUGAGUUCACAGUCUACUACUGGCAUGUGAUCGCUGCCAAAAUGGCUUUUAUAAUUGUUGUGGAGCACAUUGUUUACCUUACAAAAUUCAUCCUGUCCUAUGUGAUCCCGGACGUCCCAUACGCUGUCAAAGAGCAGAUCAAACGAGAGAAAUACUUGACCCAGGUGAUCCUCCACGAGACCAACCUGAAGCUGGUAACCAAGCGCUUGAAACCAGCCAUAGACGAGAGUGGAGAGAAGGACACAGUCAUGGAGCUAAAGGACGAUUUGGAACUUUCUUUGGAUUUCUAAUUGUAGACGGAAACAUAAGGAACUAUUCAGGAUAGUCAACUGUAACACUGUAAAAACUUGACGACCCAGUGUUUUGCACAACAGACCUUUGUGUCUUUAAGAACUGACCAACAUGUUGGGAACCAGUGACUGAGUGUCUUGACUUCUGUUAUGGAGAAACGUGUGACAUAAUGCAAGAUAAAAGAUGUCCAAAGUGUAUUACGUAGAAAAAGAAAGGAGGAACCACUGCUGGUGAAACAUCCUUCUGUCUGCAGCCUGGUUUCGAUAUUAUAAAAAAACAGAAGCAGGGAUGUAAAAUCAGUGCCUCAGACAUGAGGACACUACUAUUUGUAGAGAGUGCAUGAAAAACAACAAACAAAACAUUCCAAAUCCAGGCUCCACAUACUUUUGUCCCUUGAAGGACCUCUCAGCAGUGAUGACCUGCAGCUCCACAAGUUGAGUUGGUAUAUUUCUGUUAAAGCAUUUAAUGGGUAUGUUUUUUCCAAACAGUCUUCCUGUUUUGAGAUGACCUUAGGUAACCUCUUAGCUCCGUUGUAUCACCACUGCACUCUCCUCAGCUUUCCCGUUGAGCUACCUGAGUUGUCAACAAGUGCCAGUGAGUCUCAAAUGAAAGCUGUCCCGAUGAAUCAGUAUUAUCAAAUACAAAGUCGCAGCACUUUUCCAUGCAAUGGAACUCUUCUAUCUCUGUUACCAAAGAGUUGUAUUGAUCUGUAAAUAAACAAGUCAGAAGUCUGAAAAGACAUUGAUGUUUUAUAAAAAGUUUGGUUUAGCUUUGAUUUUUGAUGAAAUGUAUGUAAUGUAUCCCUGUGAAGUGCUUCUGUUGAUGAUGAACUGUCUGUGCAUUGACCACAACAUGAGACUGCAUGUAACUUCCUGUGAUAGAGUCUUCUCCUGUGUCUGUGCUGAAAUUCAUACCGCUGCUGUAUUCUGGCCUAACAAUGGUUCUAUAACCACGUGUAUGUAAACAUUAUCCUAUACCAGCAAUAUCUAAAUCUAUUUCUGAUUUGUCUUUCAAUAUAUGGAAUUCAAAGCAUUUUUUAUAAAAAACUACUUCCAUUCCA
This is a messenger RNA of Labrus mixtus (cuckoo wrasse), 4001 nucleotides long. It is a transcript of the gene ano6, whose product is annotated as anoctamin 6. Bases 184 to 2940 code for a protein of 918 amino acids. Gene Ontology annotation, cellular component: plasma membrane. The record is from RefSeq and is a predicted model, not a curated record. NCBI's taxonomy places the organism in Eukaryota, Metazoa, Chordata, Actinopteri, Labriformes, Labridae. Gene Ontology annotation, molecular function: protein dimerization activity; chloride channel activity. Gene Ontology annotation, biological process: calcium activated phosphatidylcholine scrambling; calcium activated phosphatidylserine scrambling; chloride transmembrane transport. The transcript has 20 exons.